AUGGCGCCUAGACAACGACCCAACUUCAUCAUCGCCCUGGCGGACGACCUGGGCUUCUCAGACAUCGGGCCGUUCGGCGGAGAAAUCAACACGCCGAACCUCGACCAGCUCGCCAAGGAUGGCAUCCGCUUCACAGACUUCCACGCCGCGGCCGCGUGCUCGCCGUCGCGGGCCAUGAUCAUGACCGGCACCGACCACCACAUCGCGGGGCUCGGCAACCUGAUCGAGUGGACCAACAUCUCGGGCCAGAACGACCCGAGCGGCACCAUGUCGACGUCGGUACAGCGCGGCAUGCCCGGCUACGAGGGCUACUUAAACGAGAGGGUCGCCGCGCUGCCCGAGAUGCUGCGCGACGCCGGCUACCACACGGUCAUGGCGGGCAAGUGGCACCUGGGGCUGACCCCCGAGCGCAGCCCCAAGGCGCGCGGCUUCGAGCGCAGCUUCGCGCACCUGCCCGCGUGCAGCAACCACUACGCAUACGAGCCGCAGCUCGAGGGCAAGGACCAGAUCCCCGAGUUCAUGACCAUGAGCUUCAUCGCGCUGCACCAGGAGGACGGCGAGUACGUCAAGAAGCUGCCGGACGGCUGGUACUCGUCCGACGGCUACGGCGACAAGAUGCUGCAGUACCUGCGGGACUGGAAGGAGACCGGCGGCGGGGACGACAAGCCGUUCUUCGGAUACCUGCCUUUCACGGCGCCGCAUUGGCCGUUGCAGGCGCCGCAGGGAUACAUCGAGAAGUACCGCGGCGUCUACGACGAGGGCCCCGAGGCGCUGCGGCAGAAGCGGUUGCAGCGGCUUAAGGAUCUGGGUAUGGUCGCCCAGGACGUCGAGCCGCAUCCGGUCGUGGCCGACGAGGUCAAGGAGUGGGAUGACAUGAGCGAGGAGGAGAAGGCGAACUCGUGCCGGGCUAUGGAGUGCUUUGCGGGCAUGGUUGAGUGCAUCGAUACUAAUGUCGGGAAGAUCGUGAAGUAUCUGGAGGACAUCGACGAGCUCGACAACACUUUCGUCUGUUUCCUCUCCGACAACGGCGCUGAAGGUGCUGCUUACGAGGCGUACCCCAUUGUCCAGGGUACUAUGAUCCAGCACCUGCAGAAGUACUACAACAACCACAUCGACAACCUCGGCAACGGCGACUCCUUCAUCUGGUACGGCCCGAGAUGGGCACAGGCUGCCACGGCGCCGAGCAGGCUGUACAAGGCGUACACGACCGAGGGCGGCGUACGAGUCCCGUACAUGAUGAAGCCGCCCGCGUCCUUCAGCGGCCAGAUCCCGGCCGGGAGCAUAACGCACCAAUUCGCAACCGUGAUGGACCUCGCACCGACGAUCCUCGAAAUGGCCGGCGUCAAGCACCCGGCACCUACAUACCAAGGGCGCGAGGUCGUCGCCAUGAGAGGCAAAUCCAUGGUGCCGUACCUAACCAAGCAAGCCGACAGCAUCCACGAAAAGGACUUCAUCAAUGGCUGGGAGACGUGCGGGCGCGCCGCGUGCCGCAAGGGCGACUGGAAGAUCGUGUUUAUCCCUAAGCCGAAAGGCCCGGAGCGCUGGCAGCUGUACAACCUCGCCAAGGACCCCGGGGAGGUACACGACCUCGCCGAGCUGCACCCGGAGAGGCUGGAGGAGUUGGUGAAGCUGUGGGAUGUGUAUGUGCUGGAGACGGGCGUCAUUCCGCUGUCGCCUGCUCUGGGCGAGUGGAUGGCGGCUAUGGAGGAGCAGAUGCCCGAGAAUGCGUGGAUUGAGUAUGAGUAUUGGAAAGAAGGGGCAAGGGAGGAUCCGGGGAGGUUUACUAAGAGGUUGCCGAGGUUUGAGAGGAGGGUUAAGGCUAUUUAG
This is a messenger RNA of Anthostomella pinea, 1827 nucleotides long. The record is from the annotation of a GenBank genome assembly. NCBI's taxonomy places the organism in Eukaryota, Fungi, Ascomycota, Sordariomycetes, Xylariales, Xylariaceae.